Triplophysa dalaica is the source of this 1194-nucleotide messenger RNA. It is a transcript of the gene dusp13a, whose product is annotated as dual specificity phosphatase 13a. Lineage: Eukaryota; Metazoa; Chordata; Actinopteri; Cypriniformes; Nemacheilidae. The record is from RefSeq and is a predicted model, not a curated record. Gene Ontology annotation, biological process: protein dephosphorylation; negative regulation of MAPK cascade. Gene Ontology annotation, cellular component: cytoplasm. Bases 91 to 660 code for a protein of 189 amino acids. Gene Ontology annotation, molecular function: MAP kinase phosphatase activity; protein tyrosine/serine/threonine phosphatase activity. The transcript has 4 exons.
UCUGCGGACUGGCUGUCGACAGCGUCCCUGACGAAGGAGAGAAGAUCAGGCAAUGUGAGAACAGGGAAAAAAAGAAAGAACGGCUGCAAAAUGAUGUCUCUCAAGCAGUUGUGCGAGUAUGAAACGCCAUCCGUCACCGAACUACAGAACUUUCUGUCGGAUGACAGACGACCCACUGGACAUGUCAACCAAGUGUGGCCUAAUGUGUACAUUGGCAAUGAGGUCGCGGCACGAGACAAGCCGAUGUUGUAUAAUUUGGGGAUCACACACAUCGUGAACGCUGCCAGUGGACCGCCUCAUGUCAACACUGGACCUCGCUUUUACAGAGAUAUGUCCAUAGAUUACUAUGGAGUCGAGGCUGAUGAUUCUUCAGAGUUCGUCGUGAGCGUGUUCUUCUAUUCGACGGCGAGGUUUAUACAGGCAGCGUUAUCAAAAAAUGGUAAAGUGUUUGUCCAUUGUCUGAUGGGAGUGAGUCGUUCAGCCACCCUGGUGUUGGCCUUCCUCAUGAUCUGUGAGGAUCUGACUUUAAUGGAGGCCAUUAAAGCUCUACGCCAGCACAGGGAUAUCUGUCCUAACCCCGGCUUUCUUAACCAGCUUCGACAUCUUGACACGAGCCUCGUCCGAGAGAGGAAGAGAAAACUGGAAGCUUACAAAUUGUAACUGAAAACUUGGUAACAAUGUGCUGAAUCCCAUUUCAAGAGCAUGUCCCUUAAGGGCCUCCCCCGAUGGCUUUGUCCUAGUUCUAUUAGGCCUGAUCUUAUUUGCUAAUAUCUUUUAUACCGCAGCAGCAAAGUGGGUGACAGAAGACAAAAGUGAAGGGUUUCCAUAUAAACAGUAAAUAAGUUACAAAGGGCAGCGGGGUCACGAAAUAAAUGGCAGUUUUUUAAAUCUCUUCCAGAUGAGACGUACUUUGAACUGGUUUUGAAAUGAGCCGGCGAGCGUGUUUGGCUUUUUACUGGAGUGAAAUGAAACGGUCGCGGCUCGCUCUUUAUCAUGGAAAGGUGGAAGAGGUAUGCAUGCUUGACUGUCUAAAGGCUCGAUCCCCUGUAGUGACAUUCUAAUGAGCAUCAUAUGUUUUACAAUAUUUACAGUUUCUGCUCAAAUACCUUGGGAAUGUGAGCCACAGAUAGUUGUCAUGAAAUUGAUAAUCAAAAAGGAAGGCUGUGAUUAUAGCAGGUUCAAUUCUCAGUCCAG